This is a messenger RNA of Strongylocentrotus purpuratus (purple sea urchin), 1555 nucleotides long. Its product is annotated as E3 ubiquitin-protein ligase MIB2. Lineage: Eukaryota; Metazoa; Echinodermata; Echinoidea; Camarodonta; Strongylocentrotidae. The coding region runs from base 137 to 1060 and encodes 307 amino acids. The record is from RefSeq and is a predicted model, not a curated record. Gene Ontology annotation, cellular component: cytoplasm. The transcript is spliced from 8 exons. Gene Ontology annotation, biological process: protein ubiquitination. Gene Ontology annotation, molecular function: zinc ion binding; ubiquitin-protein transferase activity.
UUAGAAAAACCUCAAUGCUCGUGAUUUGUUUCUGCCACUCCAACUCGAGACAUCCCCUGCAUUAGCUUAGCAAACUAGUAAUCAAACGGGAGGAGCACAAGAUUGACGUUCGAGGUUCAAAUCUGAGGAAGGCACCAUGCUCACGUACAUCGGCGAACGUGUGGUACGUGGACCAGAUUGGGAAUACAACGAUGAUGAUGGGGGCGAUGGCUGUGUCGGAACGGUUAUCGCCAUAAAGGAAGAAAGAUCUGGGCAUUCUCGGUCCAACGAGACAGCAAGGACCAAUUGGAAGGUCCAGAAGGUGACUGUAGCCUGGGACCUGGGCCACAUCGGGGACUACAGGACAGGACUAGAUGGAAAGUAUGACUUAGCAUGUAUGGAUGUUGGGUUAGGUCGGCCCCAUCUCCUAAUUGAAUGUGACGUGUGUUCCCGUUACCCAGUACGGUACAGAUGGUUAUGUGCAGUAUGUAAGAGCUUUGACCUGUGUGAUGCAUGCUAUAAUAAGAAUGAACAUCAUCUGGACCACCAGUUUGUAAGGUUCUCAUCUCCCAUCGGAUCCUGUGUGCGUGCUCCAACAAGAGAGAGCAGUCUCAACAACCGUGUAGAAGCUAGAGGAUUGUUUGUGGGAGCUGAAGUUUCAAAAGACGGCAAGCAAGGCAUCGUGGUGGAGACCCUAAGAUACGAGCUUCAAUGGGGAGGAGUCAAGGUGUUGUGGCCAUGGGAAGGGGGGGAAGUUACCAGGCACACUCUUGAAGAUGGUGUGAUCGACAUCAAAUGUGAAGAGGCGGCUAAAUAUGGGCUCUACUAUAAGGACCAUCUAGCAAAUUUUGGUGAGAGAACUUUAUGUUUAGGUGACAUGGCUUCAGUCCUUGUUGAUGUUGAUGAAAUCAAACAGCUGCAAGAAGAACAUGGAGACUGGAUGCCACAGAUGACAGAUUCUCUACGGCAGGUUGCUACCAUUAUUGCAGUCACGUACAACGGUGAUUGCAAACUCCAUUUCCCAGUUCUAGAUCUUGGGUGGGAUUUCAACACAGAAGCUGUAACCAGGGUAGGCUAUUAGUCAUGACUAAAUGAUUGUUAUUAUCUUUAUUUAGAUGUACUUGUAAUUGGCAUCCCUUUUUCCUGAAAGGGGAAAAAAGGAAAUUAAACUCUUGGACUUUUGCCCCCCCCCCCCUUGAGGCUCAAAAGAUGCCAAAUAACAAUGGGCAUAUAUAUAGGACCUACAUUUACCCUAGCUUGCAUGUAAAUGUAUUUAUUGAGAACAGAGGAGGGAUCUAAUAACAACUAAGGUUUCAGUUCUUAUCUGUGGUUUGUAUGUGAGCCCUCUAUCUGGUUCAUCUGGUAAAUGCUUUUCUGACUGAGCCAACUGUGAACAACUUCAACAUACUAGUACAUGUGUACAAUGUUAUUGCAACACGCAGAUCACACGCGGAAACUGGUAGAAAAGACUCAUCACACUAUUCUUUGUGUUGCGGUUCGUUUGAUUUCAGGUGCAAAAUAAACAAAAUUAAGCAAUUAAAUAGAAAUGAGGAAAUGUUUGAAAACACACAUAAUA